Messenger RNA from Coffea arabica (coffee), 1224 nucleotides. Its product is annotated as ubiquitin-conjugating enzyme E2 5. The record is from RefSeq and is a predicted model, not a curated record. Lineage: Eukaryota; Viridiplantae; Streptophyta; Magnoliopsida; Gentianales; Rubiaceae.
UUUGAAUUUCCCUUUAAGUUCGCAGGUCCCACGUUGCCAUCUCCUUUCCGCAACACGUGCUCCUAUUCAGCCAUGUCUGUCCGACAAAACUUUCUAUCUUUACGCAUUUUAAAGUCAGGUUCGGACCAUAUAAAAAGCACUAAUCAGGCAUCCAUUUGAGGUCUCGUGGACAGUUUUUGAGAUUUGUCUGUGCACUCCAGAUUCUUCUUCAGCAAAGUGCUCCCAAACCCCAGACACAAAGAUCAGAGGAAAUCCAGACUUUGGCAGUUAGAGAAAUUGAAAUGACUUCUCCAAGUAAACGAAGGGAGAUGGAUGUAAUGAAGUUAUGAUUUAGAUUGAAAUGUGAUGAGCUCUGAAGGUUGAUGGUUUAUAAAUUAUAGUCCUCUGGCUCCGUAGAUGACAAGUCAGUAUGUGGGUAGAUCUGGUAGAUAAAGGAGAAAGCCUAGCGAGGAACAGGAUGAUGAGCGAUUACAGUGUGGAAACCGUAAAUGAUGGGCUCAGUGAAUUCAAUGUGCUAUUUCAUGGUCCAAAAGAAAGCAUAUAUGAAGGUGGGGUGUGGAAAGUCCAUGUUGAGCUUCCUGAUGCUUAUCCAUACAAGUCUCCUUCAAUAGGAUUUGUUAACAAGAUUUUCCACCCAAAUGUUGAUGAAUUGUCCGGUUCUGUCUGCUUAGAUGUUAUUAAUCAAUCAUGGAGCCCUAUGUUUGAUCUUUUAAACAUUUUUGAAGUGUUUCUUCCACAGCUUUUACUUUAUCCUAAUCCUUCUGAUCCAUUAAAUGGUGAUGCUGCAUCAUUAAUGAUGAAGGACAAAACUCAAUAUGAACAGAAAGUUAAAGAGUACUGUGAACGCUAUGCGAAGGCGGAGAACUUUGUGAAGUCCAAAGAGGAUGAAGAGAGUGAAGAAGAGGACAUCAGUGAUGGACACUGCACAUCAUCCGAUGAUGAAAUUCCAGGACUAGAAGACCCUUGAAUGUCCUUGGGAUUUCAAGCCAUUUUAUGCCCAUCAUUCAACCACUUUUUGCGACCGUAUUUGGCAAUCUUUAGGUUACCUUGUAAAUCAUGAAUGAUGUGGCUUUCAACUUCAGAUAUGUUCACAAAAUCUGUAGAAUUUGUUUAUUGCAGAUGCAGCUAGUAGAAAAGUUUUAAUUACUGAAAAAUCAGAGUCUCUCUUUUGUCUUUUUUUUAGUCCUUUUAAUUUGAUGAAUCUGAUGACAAGUUUUAUACUAA